Messenger RNA from Papaver somniferum (opium poppy), 1604 nucleotides. RefSeq names its product glycerol-3-phosphate dehydrogenase [NAD(+)]-like. Gene Ontology annotation, biological process: glycerol-3-phosphate catabolic process; carbohydrate metabolic process. Gene Ontology annotation, cellular component: glycerol-3-phosphate dehydrogenase (FAD) complex; cytosol. The record is from RefSeq and is a predicted model, not a curated record. Lineage: Eukaryota; Viridiplantae; Streptophyta; Magnoliopsida; Ranunculales; Papaveraceae. Gene Ontology annotation, molecular function: glycerol-3-phosphate dehydrogenase [NAD(P)+] activity; protein homodimerization activity; NAD binding. The transcript is spliced from 10 exons. Bases 125 to 1192 code for a protein of 355 amino acids.
CGAACAAACUCUUCCCUAAUUAUAGAAAAGAAAACUCCUUCUUAUUCUUUUUCUUCUCCAAAAUCUCUAUCUCUCUCUGUUGCUUUUUGUAUCUCUCUGUCUCUCUCUCCCUGCUCCGAAGAAAAUGAUUCAGAAGAAAUACAAAGUAACCAUUAUUGGUAGUGGUAAUUGGGGUAGUGUUGCCGCAAAACUUAUUGCAUCCAAUACCUUAAAGCUCAAUUCGUUUCAUGAUGAAGUUAUAAUGUGGGUGUUUGAGGAAACCUUACCAAAUGGUGAGAAACUCACAGACAUCAUCAAUAAAACCAAUGAAAAUGUCAAGUAUUUGCCUGGAAUAAGGCUUGGCAGCAAUGUUGUGGCAGACCCAGAGUUGGAGCAUGCAGUGAAGGAUGCAAAUAUGUUGGUAUUUGUAACCCCACAUCAAUUCAUGGAAGGUAUAUGCAAGAGACUUGUUGGAAAGAUUAAAGGAGAUGCUGAAGCAAUUUCUCUCAUUAAGGGUAUGGAGGUGAAACCGGAAGGUCCUCAGAUGAUUUCCAGUCUUAUCAGUAAACAACUUGGUGUCAAUUGUUGUGUUCUCAUGGGUGCUAACAUUGCCAAUGAGAAGUUUAGCGAAGCAACAGUUGGAUACAAAGAAGACGAAGAGGUUGCACAAAGAUGGGUUCAGAUUUUCGGCACUCCUUAUUUUCAUGUAUCAGCUGCCAGGGAUGUUGAGGGCGUGGAACUAUGUGGGACAUUAAAGAAUGUUGUGGCCGUUGCAGCAGGCUUUGUUGAUGGUUUGGAGAUGGGAAAUAACACCAAGGCGGCAAUAAUGCGAAUCGGUUUAAAUGAAAUGAAAGCAUUUUCGAAGUUGAUGUUCCCAUCUGUUUGUGAUAACACCUUUUUUGAGAGCUGUGGGGUAGCUGAUCUCAUCACUACAUGCAUGGGAGGAAGAAACAGAAAAGUGGCAGAUGCUUUUGCAAGGAGCGGCGGGAAGAGGUCUUUCCACGAGCUCGAAGCAGAGUUGUUGCAUGGCCAGAAACUACAGGGAGUAUCAACAGCAGAAGAAGUCUAUGAAGUUUUAUGCCAACGUGGAUGGCAAGAGUCAUUCCCGUUAUUCAAGACAGUUCACGAGAUAUGCGUUGGUCGUCUUCCUCCUUCUGCGAUAGUUCAACAAAGUGGCAAUGCUACACAAAUUCCUGUCUACGGAAGGCUUUGAGCAACACCAACUUUUGGAUUUAAAUCUGGAUCCUAAUUGAAAUGUAAAUCGGCGUAAAAGUUCAAUCUUACAGGGCACGUAGCCGAACAGAACUGAAACCUAUGACAUCCUUUCUUUACAGCUUUGAGUCACAUGGAAUUGACAGUGUCUUGGGCUAACUCUAACAAAGUAUCAGGCAUUUAGUAUUCAUACUUAAAAUUGUAAUGAAAGUGGGUUAGGAAAUUAUAAUACAACCACAACUCAUCCGUGUAUUAAAGCCUUUCUAAACUUAUGAUAUAGUAUUAUGGCUUCUACUAGAGAUCUCUUGGCAGACAUUUCCUUCAUCUGUUGUAGUUUUAUCCUGAACUGCAUUCUGUGGACCUUUUCCUGAACUGAAAUUAAUGUUUCAGCUUGAGCUGUAUUGUUUGGAAAA